Molecule: messenger RNA, 1352 nt
Organism: Pseudoliparis swirei
Lineage: Eukaryota; Metazoa; Chordata; Actinopteri; Perciformes; Liparidae
Gene: stpg4
Product: sperm-tail PG-rich repeat containing 4
Exons: 4
Coding region: 182-574 (130 amino acids)
Source: RefSeq, a predicted model, not a curated record
UUGGCUGAUAAGUGGCACCUCACAGCAGAACUCCAGGGGAGCGCUUGAUUCCUCCACGGUGAGGGCAGCGCGGCCAGCUCAUGUUUGCGCGCUGCGGCACAUUAAAACAUUAAAUAGCCGAGAGUUUUUUUUCAGCGUGAUAAAUACGAUGUGUGGCGGGAGUGCGUGACUAAAGACCGAAAUGCGUGACUGUCACGCUCAAUGCGUGACACUUGAGAGCCCUGGUAUGUUGGUCUCACUUGUAGUUGGUGCCAUAACUUGCCCCAAAAAGCAUAUAAACACUUCAACGUGCGACUACGGUGUGACAAAGAAGCCGGUGGAGAAGAUUCCCUGCAAGCAUGUGAUGUUUCGGUCCAGCGUGCAGCGGAUCAGCUUUCCUGCCAAGACCCCAGGCCCAGGGGCCUACAAACCUUGCUGGAAGUUGGGCCAUCGCCUGAAGACAGAGGCCACAGACCUGUCAUUUAGCCUCUUCUUCUGCGACAUUCUCUUUGGAAUUCAAUUCCCAUGGGGCCUAGAUCUUUUCAGCCCAAAUAGCAGAGCACACACAGUGACCCUGUGUUAUUUUUUUAAAUAAAAGUAAAAUGUAAAAAAAAAAAGCAAUAUCCCAGUCCCUUUUUCCUUGGACAAAUGUCUAUCUGUAUGUCAGCAAGGGAUUUUGUGGUCUGCCAACAACAUAAUAAACCACAUUUGUUGCGCUCAAAUCACUUUCGAGACGCCGGCCAGGGAAGCAGAAUGAUCUUAUCUGCAACAAAAGGUACUUCAUUCCACUUCACUAGAUGUUCCUGGUAGGCUACUGCUCCCUCCCUUCAUCUCUCCUCUCCCAUUUCCAUUGGCAGUCGGGCUGCUUUACUAUCCCUGUCCUGCGAUGCACUCAGGAGGAGAAAUGCUGCUCAGCCAUGCGUCACGUGCACAUAGCUUAGUGUGGCAUGUUGCACCCUCAGAUAACACAUUCAGCAUUCGGGGCCAAGUCAGUGGCACACAAUAAAACAGCUAUUCUUAUCGCUACCUACUCGUUCUUUUUUGUGUGGACGAAACAAACAAACGCCCCCAGUGAUGUCGAGACACAAGAGAGCAGUGACGAUAGGAAUCACCAUCCAACAGCGGAUUAGAUCAAAAAACACAUUGGUUGCUGGUGUGAUCCUGGGCAAUGUUUAUCAUGUAUUGACUCAUAAAAAUGAUCAUUGUUUUCUUGAGCAUGCAUGCACUUUGUCAGCACUGUUUUAUACUCAUAGAUUUGCGCCUAUUGGACAGCUGCUAAGGGAGUGGCUUUAUCUUCAUCCAUUCUGCCCACCCAGAUUCUGUUAUCAGAUAAUGUGUACAAUAAUAAAUAGAGCCCAAUUUCUUAAGCUUUA